Messenger RNA from Talaromyces stipitatus ATCC 10500, 619 nucleotides. RefSeq lists its product as uncharacterized. The record is from RefSeq and is a predicted model, not a curated record. The transcript has 3 exons. NCBI's taxonomy places the organism in Eukaryota, Fungi, Ascomycota, Eurotiomycetes, Eurotiales, Trichocomaceae. The coding region runs from base 58 to 471 and encodes 137 amino acids.
GGCUCAAUUCAAAACACUCAACCAAUUCAGCUACACCUCACCUAUACAACAGUCAACAUGUCCAAAUCACGUCUACCUCUCUACCUUGGUCUCACCGCUGCUGGUGCCGGCGGUUACUAUCUCUACAAAUCCGGCGGUGACGUCGACGGAGCCGCGCAGCGUGCUAAAGCCGAUGCCGAAAAAGCGCGUGCCAAACUACCGGGUACCAAUGAACCUGCGGCUAAAGGCGAAGAAAUAGGCGCGAGGGCGACUGCCAAACUCGACGAAAUUGUCGACUCAGCACAUGCGAAAGCCAAAGAUGCCAAUAGUCGCUUCGGAGAAGGUGCAAAGGAAAGUCUGGAAAAGAUUGAACGAAUUCGUCAAGAUACAGCCAAACAAAUGGGUACGACGGUCGAUAAAUUAGACCGAAAAGUGGAAGAGAAGGCUGCAGAGGCGAAGAAGAGUAUCACAUCGUGGUUUGGGGGGAAGUGAUCUCGAUUUAAUUCAUGAUACCUGAAGGAAACGUCAUAUGAGAUUCAUACUAUCUUUUUUAUGAGGCCGAUGUUAAUUGGAUGCUUUUAGGGUUAUCAAUGAUGGUUAAUAUAGGGCUUUUAACUAAUCUGAUGUCUUCCACUCUGCC